GCCGCAUAGCCGACGGAAACUGAUUCUCAUCAGACGCGACGCGUCCGCGAUCACGUAAGGUGCAGUACACAAGAAACCAGAAGGUUCGUACACGUUCGUUCAGUCAUUUCGGACGUGAGAAAGGAGAUCAAAGUCGAUUAAACACUGCCAUCAAAUAAAUUCUCUUCAUUUGUUCCCAAGUUAUCUAUUAUUUAUCAUUGUUUGAUUCUCAAGGUGAAUCUAUUUUAUAAAAAUUGAAAACAUUUAAUCGAAUCUGCCGCGUGCAAAUUUUCCAUGCAGCGGGGGUGGAGGCAACACGUCCGAAGUGACUGACUGCAACGUGAUUAGUUGAAACACAUGGUCCGGUGAUCGUGAUCAUGAUUGCAAAUCGACUCUCGCUGAUCGUCACCCUCGUCUUCGUGGUACUGCUGUCGACCAUUCAUUCCGGAGAAGCAAUAAUAUGUUACAAGUGCAACAGCGAAUACGAUCCAAGGUGCGGCGAUCCAUUCGAUCCGUACAGUCUUGGAACCGUGAAUUGCAGUUUUCAACCACGCUUGGAGCAUCUAAGUCAUUUGGAGCCUACUCUUUGUCGAAAAAUCAGCCAAAGAGUGUAUGGCAAGAUCAGAGUUAUCAGAAAUUGCGGAUACAUUCCGGACCCGAGAGACAAUGGCGAUUGCCUGAUGAGAUCAGGCACUCACGACGUUCAUGUAACUUACUGCGCAUGCACCGGUGAUCUCUGUAACUCGGCCGAAAGCCAUACACCGUCCUUCUUACUGCCGUUGACGUUUCUGUUAACGGUUAUUUUGACGAUGCCGAGUUUAUUCCUUUCAUACCCGUUCGCAUUACCCGUCUUGACCUCGCCGCACUUCUCCAUAGCCUAAACUUCAGCAGUUACCAAAGGAUAAUACUUAAUGCCUAAAACUGAAUCAACGAUACAUAGAAAACACCGUUCGGAUCCGGAGCAACUCGUUUUCGUCCGAUUCCCUAUCCAUUCGCUACAUUUUCAGGUUAGAUCGCGAUCGAUUCUAGACUUGACAAUAUAAUAUAUAUAUAUAUAUAUUAUCGAUCAAUCUUAAAUAACAUUUAAAUUUUAGAAAUCAAAUAUUUCAAUAAUUUCUCUAAAUGAUCAAUUUAACUUUUUAAAUAUGUAAUAAUUUCCAGCGAAACGAAAUAUAAGGGAACUGAGAUUGUUAACGAGUUGAAUAUAAUUACAGCUAUUGUAGCUGUUAUUUUUAAAGAAAAAUAAUGCUCGAUUGAGAGCACAGUACACAUAGAAAUGUAUGUAUGUAUAUGCCGUUCCAGGAUUCGAACAAUUCGCAAAAGUAGUCAAAUUACAACAUAGUAGUUUUAACGGUGAUACAAACUGCCAGAUACGCAAGAGCGUACUUCAGUAGUACACUUCAGGAAAAUUUAAAUGAGAAGAAGAAAAUGGCCUCCGCACGUGAAACCGUUCUUGCAUAAGCGUAGAAAGUAAAAAGAGAAAAAACAAAAUUAUCUAUAAGGAAAGAGAUAAACUAAAGAAUAUAUACGAUAUAUAUAUAUAAUAUAUGUAUAUAAUAUAUAUAUAUAUGUAUAUGUAUAUAUAUAUAUAUAUAUAAGUGUAGCGGAUUGCACUAUAUACGCUACUAUAAAAGAAAUGAAAAAUAUAUAUAUAUAUAUAUACAAAUAUAUUAUAUUUUGAAAGGAAACAGCAAUGGAAUUGCACGCAAGAAAGAUAUAGCUUAUUUUUAGAAAAAUAAUAUCGGGUUGCUUUCGUAAUUGCCUGAUAUUGUAUAAAAUAUUUCAAAAUCGAAAUGCACGCGGGAAAAUGCAAAAUAAGAAAAAAAAAAAAACGGAAAAACAUAUCGUCGAUGAGUAAUUUAUUUUACAUUUCAUUGAGAUGAAAAUGAAAUAAAAUUUGGCAUGAUGAUUGCGACCCAUAUUCUGCUAAUUUUUGCAAUAAAAUGCUGUCUAAACGAUAGACAGCGGAGGCUCGCGAUAAAGAAAAAAGGAUAUUGAUGUGUGCAUGUGUGCGUGUGAUGAGUGCACGUUCGUACGUGUGAUACACGGCAACGUAUAUGUGUACGUGUAUACUAUAUGCACGUCAAAAAACGCUAAAAAAA
Messenger RNA from Apis mellifera (honey bee), 2081 nucleotides. RefSeq lists its product as uncharacterized. The record is from RefSeq and is a predicted model, not a curated record. The transcript is spliced from 3 exons. Gene Ontology annotation, biological process: regulation of synaptic transmission, cholinergic; positive regulation of voltage-gated potassium channel activity; sleep. Bases 357 to 860 code for a protein of 167 amino acids. Lineage: Eukaryota; Metazoa; Arthropoda; Insecta; Hymenoptera; Apidae.